AUGCUCCCCGUGAGGAUCAAACUGACAACAACUGCAUUCCUUGUGAUGUCGAUUCAUAUUGUCUAUAAGUACGGUGAGCUAACAGAUUGUCCAACCGGAGGACCCUUCGCGGUAGACUUACAUUUAUCAUCAGACGCAUAUAAGCACGAUUUUGGGGAAGAAAAAAAGCUCCGGGUGAGGAUCGAACCCACAAACUCCGCAUUCCUUACGAUGUCGUCUGAUACUGUCUAUAAGUACGAAGCGCUAACCGAUUGUGAUACCGGAGCACUCCUCGUUGUACACUUACAUUUAUCAUCAGACGCAUAUAAGCACUAUUUUGGGGAAGAAAAAAUGCUCCGGGUGAGGAUCGAACACACAACCUCCGCAUCUCUUAUGAUGUCGUCUCAUACUGUCUACAAGUACGGCGCGCUAUCCUAUUGUGCUACCGGAGCACCUCGCGCUCUACAGUUACAUUUAUCAUCAGACGCAUAUAAGCACGAUUUUGGGGAAGAAAAAAUGCUCCGGGUGAGGAUCGAACCCACAACCUCCGCAUUCCUUACGAUGUCGUCUCAUACUGUCUAUAAGUACGGCGCGCUAACCGAUUGUGCUACCGGAGCACCCCUCGCUCCACACUUACAUUUAUCAUCAGAAGCACAUAAGCACUAUUUUGGGGAAGAAAAAAUGCCCCGGGUGAGGAUCGAACUCACAACCUCCGCAUCCCUUACGAUGUCGUCUCACAUUGUCUAUAAGUACGGCGCGCUAACCGAUUGUGCUACCGGAGCACCUCUCGCUGUACACUUACAUUUAUCAUCAGAGGCAUAUAAGCACUAUUUUGGGGAAGAAAAAAAGACCCGGGUGAGGAUCGAACUAGCAACCUCCGCAUCUCUUACGAUGUCGUCUCAUACUGUCUAUAAGUACGGCGCGCUAUCCUAUUGUGCUCCCGGAGCACCUCGCGCUCUACAGUUACAUUUAUCAUCAGACGCAUAUAAGCACUAUUUUGGGGAAGAAAAAAUGCUCCGGGCGAGGAUCGAACUCACAACCUACGCAUCCCUUAUGAUAUCGUCUCAUACUGUCUAUAAGUACGGCGCGCUAACCGAUUGUGCUACCGGAGCACUCCAUGCCGUACGCUUACAUUUAUCAUCAGACGCAUAUAAGCACUAUUUUGGAGAAGAAAAAAUGCUCCGGGUGAGGAUCGAACUCACAACCUCCGCAUCCCUUAUGAGGCCGUCACAUACUCCCUAUAAGUACGGCGCGCUAACCGAUUGUGCUACCGGAGCACUCCUCGCUGCACACUUACAUUUAUCAUCAGACGCAUAUAAGCACUAUUUUGGGGAAGAAAAAAUGCUCCGGGUGAGGAUCGAACUCACAACCUCCGCAUACCUUAUGAUGUCGUCUCAUACUGUCUAUAAGUACGGCGCGCUAACCGAUUGUGUUACCGGAGUACCCAUCGCUAUACAGUUACAUUUAUCAUCAGACCUAUAUAAGCACUAUUAUGGGGAAAAAAACAUGCUCAAAGUGAUAAUCGAACUCACAAACUCCGCAUUUCUUAUCAUGUCGUCUCAUACUGUCUAUAAAUACGGCGCACUAACCGAUUGUGCUACCGGAGCACACCUCGCUGAACACUUACAUUUAUCAUCAGACGCAUAUAAGCACUAUUUUUGGGAAGAAAAAAUGCACCGGGUGAGGAUCGAAAUCACAACCUCCGCAUCCCUUACGAUGUCGUCUCAUUCUGUCUAUAAGUACGGCGCGCUAACCGAUUGUGCUACCGGAGCACUCCUCGCUAUGCACUUACAUUUAUCAUCAAACGCAUAUAAGCACCAUUUUGGGGAAGAAAAAAUGCUCCGGGUGAGGAUCGAACUCACAACCUCCGCAUCCCUUACGAUGUCGUCUCAGUCUGUUUAUAAGUACGGCGCGCUAACCGAUUGUGCUACCGGAACACUCCUAGCGGUACACUUACAUUUAUCAUCAGACGCAUAUAAGCACUAUUUUGGGGAAGAAAAAAUGCACCGGGUGAGGAUCGAACUCACAACCUCCGCAUCCCUUAUGAUGUCGUCUCAUACUCUCUAUAAGUAUGGGGCGCUAACCGAUUGCGCUACCGGAGCAAUUCUCGAUGUCCACUUACAUUUAUCAUCAGACGCAUAUAAGCACUAUUUUGGGGAAGAAAAAAUGCUCCGGGUGUGGAUUGAAUUCACAACCUCCGCAUCCCUUAUGAUUUCGUCUCAUACUCUCUAG
Molecule: messenger RNA, 2211 nt
Organism: Acanthosepion pharaonis
Lineage: Eukaryota; Metazoa; Mollusca; Cephalopoda; Sepiida; Sepiidae
Source: the annotation of a GenBank genome assembly